Molecule: messenger RNA, 615 nt
Organism: Diaporthe amygdali
Lineage: Eukaryota; Fungi; Ascomycota; Sordariomycetes; Diaporthales; Diaporthaceae
Exons: 1
Coding region: 1-615 (204 amino acids)
Source: RefSeq, a predicted model, not a curated record
AUGUCAGACCAACUCGACGGUCAAUGCCUGACGACAAUGGGACAGCCAUCCACGCCCCAGCCUCCGCCCCAGCCCCGGAAGCCAACCUCUCCGGCGCCAGUAGCCAGCCUGAUCCAGCCCGGGUAUACUGAUCUAGGACCGCCGCCGCCGCGCCCACUGCGGGCGCCAGUAUAUCCCUUGUCGAGCAGACCGUUCCUGGACCAGGAUAUGUCAAAUCCUCCGCGCCUCCGAACCAGGAGCCCGCAGCGACCACGCACAUCUCGUCCAGAUCGGCCGAGCCACGGCACAACGCAGCUGGGGAUUCCCACUGCUCCUUCAGCCCCUGCCGUCUCAGCUCUAGGUCCCCGAGAACCCCCUCCCCUUGAUGUCCCUUUGCCUCCAGGGCCAUCUCUCUACCCACAGGUACCCACCCCUAAUCCCACAGUCCGGCCCCUCAGCGUCCCAGCCGAGUGCCACCUCCCGCGCUCUCGAGUCCACCACGCCUCCCUCCAGCCCGGCCAGUCCGCGUACUGCCAGAGGUGCGCCAGGGUCCGGCAGUGCGUGAUCGGGCUCGCGGGCGGACGCAGUUUGUGUACUGACUGCCUGCGGCAACACUUCAUCGACCGCCUGGGCUAG